Messenger RNA from Cylindrotheca closterium, 1101 nucleotides. NCBI's taxonomy places the organism in Eukaryota, Bacillariophyta, Bacillariophyceae, Bacillariales, Bacillariaceae. The record is from the annotation of a GenBank genome assembly.
AUGUGCUCUAUUUUCAAACUGCUUCCAUCAAGGCGAGACAGCGGAUCCUUACCUGGUGUCAUUCCUGGAUCAUUGCCGACGGCCGGAGGGCUUGGAAGACCAGCCACUGGAAGUGGAUCUGGAGGACCAUGAUUUGUCCCAGCCCAGUGGUGCCACUUGCUCAACUUUGCAAUUGAGAAGAAACCAGGCGAGAUUCGGGUGGACCCCAUGCGCACAAUCCAAAUGAUGAAUUCGGAGCUCCAGGCCAACAACAAGAGAGUGGGGAAAUCGGCCAUGGCCUACGCAGAGAAGCACAACUUGAUCCCAAAAGGACAACAUGGGUCUCGCAAGCGCCACCAGGCCAUCGAUCUGGUCCUUACAAAGCGUCUCACUUGGGACCUCUUGCAUCUUCAACGCCGCCCUGUCGGGUGGAUCUCCAACAAUGCCAAGUCCUGCUUUGAUUGUCCAUCUAAGCACCAGGUGCGUGCGGGGUUUGGCGAUUCCGACCGUGUCUUUACUCCCCCAACCCUGAUCCCAUUCCAAGGGUGUGGACAAGGCAAUGGGGCAGGACCUCCUAUCUGGGUUGCAAUUAGCUCCAUUCUCUCGGGGAUGAUUAUUUGCAAAGGCUUUGGCUUUGACUUUCUGAUGUCAAUAUCUUGGGCUCCGCUCUUGGCCGAUUGCUUUUGUUUUGUCGAUGACACUGAUGUCUGCCAAGCAGCAUUGUCUCCUGACCAGUCUAGGGAAUCUGUUGUCCCAGAGGUGGCCAAAGCACUGACAUGGUGGUCCAACGGCGUCCGCCUUACUGGUGGCGCCAUCCGACCAGAUAAAUCCUUUUGGUAUCUGAUUGGCUUCAAGUGGAAUGCCCAACAAGGUGUAUGGAAAUUCCGACGGAAGGGGGAUUUCAAACCACCCCUUCUUCCAACAGGCAUGUCGGAAAUUGCGGUUGAACUGGAUGAUUUGGAUGGCACCCCAGUGCAUCUACAGUGGUUGGAACCGCACAAAUUGGCUAAGACUUUGGGUAUCCUGAUGUCCCUCUGCUUAUACAGGAAAGUGCAACUUGUGGUGAUGCAGGGAAAAGCAAAAGCAUGGGCGGAUCAGAUCCAACCUAGCUUCCUCCACUGA